CCUCAAAAGUCAUCAUGACGCUGGUAGAGGGAGAAGAGCUACAAAGGCUUUGGACUUUGGUAUCAGAGCUAUCUUCACAAUUGAGUGCAAAUCAACAAUUAUGUCAAUCAUUACAAGCUCAAGCGGAUGAGUUGAAAGGGCAAGCAUUGCAUUCAGGAACAGGAUAUACCUUGAGAAGGUUCAACUUGGAUAUUUCCAAAGAGAAAUUUGAAUCAGAAUUGGAAAAAGUUAAUUCUCAACUAGUGAUGGAAAAUCAACAAUUAGCACAUGAAAACAAACAGAUCAGUAUCCUAUUACGCGAGUAUGAAUCUACUCUUGAAACGAUCAUGGCCAAAUUUCGAUCAUUCUCACAUGCUACACAACAACAUACCCUAGCCCUUACAUCGCAUUAUGAAACAUUGCUCUCAAAUAACGCCUAUGAGGUUGCCAACGCCGAUCUUCGUGCCAAUACUGCUUUCAGCGAACAUCUUUCACAUCUAGGCAGUCUUGUACGUUUGGCUUUACGUGACUUUGAAGGAGAAGCCAACGAAGAACACGAUGACGCUCAGACUCACGACGUCGAUCCAUUCGAAGCAGAAGGCUAUCGUGUCGGCUCGCCAUCGGGUGCAGGACCAAGCGGUCCAUCGCUUGCACUAGCCGGCGACACCGUUCAUUCGUCCUCCUCUUCAUCGCCUGCAUUACACAAAGUCAAUUCAAAGAAAGUCAAACAGCCUUAUGGAUCAGCUGCAGGAAGCAAUCCAAAGUGGCAUGGGACUGGUGGCUAUACUGGCUUCCAAGGUGAUCCAAAUGCAGAAGUUGCCAAUCAUGCUCUAGAGAAUCGAAUUGAAGAAGAACGUUUACGCGAAGAGAAUGAGAUGUUACGAAACUUACUUCGGAUAAGCACAGAUUUGACACCAGAAGUUGCUGAAAGGCUCGGUAUCGAAAUGCCACCACCGCCUACAGCAAGUUCAUCUUCCGGCUGGCCAGGAUCGGCGAAGUUGAGCCUUGGAAAACCACGGGGAAGUAGGAAAUCACUCGGAGAGACUUCCCUCAGUGCAAUAGCUCCAGCGGAGAAUUCUGCGGACGAAAAGCAUGACAGCAGUACCGAGCAACACGACGGGCUACGUCAAAUUUCCGAAGACGCUGGCGAUCAUGAGACAGCCAUAGAAGAUGAAGAACACAUCACAGAGUCUGACACGAUUUCUCCAUCGUCUACACAAACACAAAAGUCUGAUCUUGCACAUGGUCUCGAUCACGUCACGGAAGGUGCUGGAGCACCGCCUCAACUUUCCGACACAGCAGAUGGUUCUGAUAUUGGACUGUCGUCCCCUAGUGGUGGUAUUGUCAUCACACCAGACAAUCUAGAACAAGUCACCGAAGUGGAAGCUAGUGAGAAUGAUGAACAGUCCAUUUCCUCUACAGCUUUGGGACUUCAAAGUAUGACAGCCGCCACUGCAAAGAUGGAAACUUCUCCAGCCCAUGAUCUAGUCGAUGCUGGCACGUCGCAAACCGAAGAUCACAGUAGCGGUAGCGGUAGUAGCAGUAGCAGCAACAGUAGUAGUGAUGGCGAAAGUAACGAUAGUAACGAAACAACCUCAACGCAACAUGAAAGUCCGCAAAGUUCUCGCGCAGACAAGCUAUUGGACGAGACUGAACACAAGCUGAAAGAGGCAACUUUAGAUAGCAAAGAUGUUGAUGUCGUGUCCGAGUCAACACCAUCACAAGUGACCUCAAAGAACUCAUCUGAAGAGUAGCCUUUCCCCCUUAGCCAAUUCAUAGACAUGAUCACACUUCAUCAUUUGUAUACCACGCAAUGCAACAUCUUUAAUGAUUUACAAUAUACGAUUGAUCGCGAUGAUGAUGUCAAGUACAUUAAUGCAUAACUAUGCGAAAUUAAAACAGAGAUUAA
Molecule: messenger RNA, 1888 nt
Organism: Meira miltonrushii
Lineage: Eukaryota; Fungi; Basidiomycota; Exobasidiomycetes; Exobasidiales; Brachybasidiaceae
Exons: 1
Coding region: 15-1733 (572 amino acids)
Source: RefSeq, a predicted model, not a curated record